Molecule: messenger RNA, 2525 nt
Organism: Oncorhynchus gorbuscha (pink salmon)
Lineage: Eukaryota; Metazoa; Chordata; Actinopteri; Salmoniformes; Salmonidae
Product: CCR4-NOT transcription complex subunit 6-like
Exons: 13
Coding region: 299-1972 (557 amino acids)
Biological process (GO): nuclear-transcribed mRNA poly(A) tail shortening
Cellular component (GO): CCR4-NOT complex; nucleus; cytoplasm
Molecular function (GO): protein binding; poly(A)-specific ribonuclease activity
Source: RefSeq, a predicted model, not a curated record
UAUGGUAUACAGUAGCCUAGCUACAUUUAUUUUGCAUUACUUUGGGUUUUUGAUGCAAGUUUUAUGCAAGGGGGAUUGAAACGUAGUACAAAUGAAAUGAUGCAUUAGGCUUUACGAUUUUUUUUAAACUUAAUUUGAAGACUCAGAACCUGUAAACUGUUAUACUGUAUCGGAUGUCCACGAGUGGGUAACAGCUGACACGAAGUGAAUUAGAAACAAAGGAAACACGCACUCGCCAUAGCUGACUGGUAUGCUCAUACAGGUAAACCAUCAACUUCUCAUUUAAAGUAUUAUAGGGAUGCCCAAGGAAAAAUAUGAUCCGCCAGACCCAAGGCGGAUGUACACAAUAAUGUCCACUGAGGAGGCAGCCAAUGGGAAGAAGUCAUACUGGGCUGAGCUCGAAAUUAGUGGUAAAGUGAGGAGUCUGAGCACCUCAUUAUGGACGUUGACUCACCUCACUGCUCUUCACAUCGGCGAUAACUCCCUCUCUCGUAUCCCACCCGAUAUUGCCAAACUUCAAAACCUGGUGUACCUGGACCUCUCAUCCAACAAGAUCAGGAGCCUGCCCGCCGAGCUUGGCAACAUGGUGUCUCUCAGGGAACUUCUUUUAAACAAUAACCAGUUGCGGGUUCUACCUUUUGAGCUUGGAAAACUGUUUAAGUUACAAACACUGGGGUUAAAAGGAAACCCACUUGCACAAGAAAUAUUGAACCUCUAUCAGGAGCAUGAUGGCACGAGGAAACUACUCAACUACCUUCUGGACAAUCUGGCAGGGACCAAACGAGUCAACUCCGAGCAACCCCCACCCAGAUCAUGGAUUGUCAUGGCCGAGCCUGACCGGGCACGAACAGCAGCCUUGUUUUCUGUGAUGUGCUACAACGUGUUGUGUGAUAAGUAUGCCACGCGCCAGCUCUACGGCUACUGCCCCUCCUGGGCCCUUAACUGGGAGUACAGGAAGAAGUCCAUCAUGCAGGAGAUCAUGAAUUGCAACGCUGACAUCAUUAGCCUACAGGAAGUGGAAACAGAGCAGUACUACAGCUACUUCCUACCGGAGCUGAAGGACCAGGGUUACGAGGGCUUUUUCAGCCCCAAGUCCCGCGCCAGGACCAUGUCUGAGUGUGACCGCAAGCAUGUGGACGGCUGCGCCAUAUUUUACAGAACCGAAAAGUUCAGCCUGGUGCAGAAACACACGGUGGAGUUCAACCAGCUGGCUAUGGCAAACUCUGAGGGCUCAGAGGCCAUGCUCAACAGAGUCAUGACCAAGGACAACAUUGGUGUGGCCGCUCUUCUAGAGGUCCGCAAGGAGAUGAUGGAGCAGUCUGUGGGAAAGUCUCUGCACGGCAUGGAGAAACAGCUCCUCCUGGUGGCCAACGCCCACAUGCACUGGGACCCGGCGUACUCCGACGUCAAGGUGGUCCAGACCGUCAUGUUCCUGUCUGAGGUGAAAAACAUAGUGGAGAAGGCCACGCGCAGCCUCAAGCUCUCCUCAGUCUCCGGGGAGACAAAUGCCGUCCCACUCGUCCUGUGUGCUGACCUCAAUUCACUCCCCGACUCUGGUGUGGUGGAGUACCUGAGCUCGGGCGGAGUGGACAGCACCCACAAGGACUUCAAGGAGCUUCGCUACAUCGACAGCCUGACCAACUUCAACUGCAACGGCAAGAAUGGCACAUCCAACGGCAGGAUCACCCACAGCUUCAAGCUGAAGAGUGCCUACGAAAACGGCCUGAUGCCUUACACCAACUACACCUUCGACUUCAAGGGCAUCAUUGACUACAUCUUCUACUCUCAGCCUACGCUCAAUGUGUUGGGAGUUCUGGGUCCUCUGGAUCCUCACUGGCUCCAUGAGAACAAUAUCAGCGGCUGUCCCCACCCCCACAUCCCCUCCGAUCACUUCUCCCUGUUUGCACAACUGGAGCUGCUCCUCUCCUACCCGUCAUCAGUCAACGGAAUCCACCUGCCAGGGCGCAGGUAGUUCUCCGAGCCACAAGAGGGAGCUGUUGCUCCAACCUCGUUCUAUUUUUCCUGCAAAGUUGACAAACACAUUCUGUAUCAAUCAAAAUACAAUAGGAGUGGGAUAUGGCCAGCAUUUUACCCCCAUGGAUUUUAACUGAAGCAAAAGUUCACGACGAUCUCAACAAUACGUCUUUAUCACAUUUUCUGGGCACAAUUUAAUGUUUAUUUUUUUCAUACCGUAUCCCACGUAGCAGUCCUGGGUGUUUCGUUUUUACAUAACCUGCAGAUAAAUUGUUGAAUUGUGUGGCAAUACCAUGAGGCCCACAGGGAGUGCAUGCAUCUGUAGAGUAUUUUCCCACCUCUUAUCACCAGUGAGAGAUUUUGUUGAGGGGGGAUUCUUCAUGUCAAAAGCAUGAGCUUGUGUACACACAAAGUUAGAGCUGCUGACUAACGGCGAGUAAACUGUAGGCUAUAAAAAUAGUUGCACACUAUUAAGGGUAAUUGAUUGUGUAAAAACCAACGUUUCGGUGUUAGUACCACAGUGCCGACAUGUUGGUGGUUUACUCAAUAAA